ACGAGACGCGCCGCGACGCGGGAUCGAAAGGCGACCUUUGUCGGGCCGGAGCCAGUGGCAGUAGCUCGCCAGUCAGUCAGUCAGUUUCGCCGUUCGCGUCCCGAGUAGUGAUCAGUGUGCCGCUGUGUCGCGCCCGGCCGGUGAACUUGAGCGCACGCGCCCCCCAACGUACACAAACGGCUUCCACGGUAGAUCCGCGAGCGUUGCACUGUCGGGUUCCCAGGUGAACUACUUCGGAAAUUACUGAAUGCUUUUUCGUCGUGGAUUCAUAUAGUAUACCUCAAGUGAUGUGGCGUCCAUUUUCGGAACUCUGUGUCGGUCGUAAAAAUGCAGCUGUCAAUCCAACAGCACCUCUUGCCAAUGAACUUUAACUUUUUUGAGAUCACACCCAUGGUGAGACAAGCCACGAAAAGGAAGGAUUCUAGUUCGGGCAGCGCAAUCGUUCAAUUUUUUAUACAAAAAGCUCUGGAAUCAGUGAGCUUUGUAGUGCGAGGUACCGUCCAAACUCAGUUGUUCCUCGUUUGGGCUCUGGAUGAAGUAUUUUAAGAAAAUUCCAUCAUAGAAAGCUCCAUCGCGCCCUAAUUUAUUUGAUGUCGUCGAAGUCUUCGAAAACACAACACCAACUAUGCACCAUGCUAUUCUACUCUGAGAAAGUAGAAUAUUGAAGUGAUAUGCUGAAUAUGAUAGUGCGUGCGCAGAUAUUUUGAGCAUACCUCCAUUCCCUCUGAAACAGAAAACAAAGAGUGAUAAUAGUGUAGAACUUAGUCACGUGUUGACUUUCAUCGUGAUUUCACAAUCUACAAGAGCCAACUUAAAUGCAAUUGCACACACGCAUAUGGAUCUUGAUUUGACUUAAAAGCUCAACAUGCAGAAAGCUCAAGUCCGAAAGAACAAAGACACAGCAUAAAUCCAAUCAAAUAUAUCAGCAAGUCACCAAACUUUUGCCCGAGAACAUAUGUCUGAUAAAUUAAUACUCGAUUCUUGGUAUUAAAAAGACACAAACCUUAAAAUACUCAUUACGUAAUUUUUUAUAGAUGGCACGAGUUGAUUACUCACCAAAACCUGUUUCUUUCGCCAUAUUGGUCUCUUCAUAAAGUAAGGUGAGAAAAAAAUCAAAUAUUUGAGCAAAGUCUGACGCAAAGUUUGACACAAAAUCUGACGCCAAGUCUGACGAAAAGCUGACGCAAAAUCCGACGCAAAGUCUGACGAAAAGUUGACGCAAAGUCUGACUCAAAGUCUGACGAAAAGUUGACACAAAGUCUGACUCAAAGUCUGACUCAAAGUCUGACGCAAAGUGGACGCAAAGUCUAACGCAAAGUCUAACGCAAAGUCCUCGAGCUGCCUUUUUUUACCCAUUGGACACCAACAAAGGGCCUUUUUGACGUGAUACCCAAAACCCAGAGACCGCCAAGAUGCGUGGAAGCACAGCGGGCAUCACAGACGGCCUAAAGAGCACCUCCAGGUCAUACUUCCUUCUGCUAAGCUUCCUGGACAUCCUGAUGACAACCAUCGUGAUCUCGCCGCUGGUGAUCAGCUACUGGCGCGGAACAUGGUUCCUCAUGGACAUAUACCUCUUCCCGGAGAGCCCGAUGCGAACAGCCCUCGCUUCCAUCGCCAUCGGGUUCCUCCCCAUCUUCGUGUUCACCCUCCUACAGGGUGCUUUCGCCGAUUGGCUCCACCCGAGUAAACACCGGUUGCUCUGGUACGGCGCGUCGCGGCUCUACACGGCGGCAUUCGGGGUCGCCUGUGUCAACUCGUGGCGCGGAGUAUGGAAGACUCUUGAUCUCUACACCGGACUUGAGACUUUUGAGGUGUCCGCCACCACGCUCUUCGGGGUUCUCUUUCUGCUGUGUAUCAAGUGUCUGCGGAAUAUAUCGGCUGUGCCGUUUGCGAUCGUCACCGACCGCCCGGAAGGAUAUUUCGCCGUGCCAACUAUGUUUAAGACUUCCCCGAAGGACAACAACAUAGUGCUGUACUCUCUCGACUGCUUCUUCAGCGUCUUCAUCAUCGGAUCUUUGCUCGUCUUCGUCUGGAGGGGCGCAUGGACGCUUAUCGACAUCUUCCUCUACCCUGGGGAUCCUGUCUUCAGCGCCUGGUACUCAUUAGUUAUAGGUUACAUAGUAGUUUUCACGACGUUUGCACUUCAACCUGUCGUUAAAAAGUUAGUGAAAAAACUUGAAGGGUUUUGGAGGUUAUGCAUAGUCGAUGCUUAUCUUAUAUUCUCCUUCACGGGGACGAUCAACGUGUGGCGGGGCAUAUGGAACCUGCUCAGCGCUUAUUUUAUACCAAGUUCUCCAACAACGGCAGCUUGGGUUUGUCACGUUGGAUGUUUCAUUCUUUUAAUUUUAAUAAAUUCCUCGAACUCUGUGCUGGUGCGAGGUGUCUACGUAGAUGCUGAAGAGGAGGGAUCAAAAUGCGUCGACUUCCCGUGCUAUUACCUCCGGCUUUUCUUUUUGGCCAGGAGGAAAAAGCACCUAUUGCGUCAGUUCCAGAAGAAACAAAUCCACAGCUUAAAAAGGCGGAAGAGCGAGGUUGACGGUUACUCGGGGGCCACAGAGUCGUCAGCGCCUCAAAAAAGCAAAGUCGAGGAGCCACCAGUCUAGUCAAUCUACAUAGAUAUAACAUAAAGAAAUGUGCCUGCGACACUCAGCGCCUGCGCUAUGUACGCGAGACAAUCAUUGGUUUCUGAAUUUGUGUGUAUUUGUGAACAAAUUGGGGUCAGAUUCUGUGAACCCUCGAACUCUGAGGUAUUGUUACUGGUGGAGAAUUUCUCAACCAGUGCUCUACAUUGGAAAAAAACGCAUUGAAUCUAGACUCCAGACUCUUGAAAACUUUGACAAGAAAAAAUACUCUUGAUUCAAUCAAAAGGAAAUCCG
This is a messenger RNA of Bemisia tabaci, 2876 nucleotides long. RefSeq names its product transmembrane protein fuseless (gene fusl). Lineage: Eukaryota; Metazoa; Arthropoda; Insecta; Hemiptera; Aleyrodidae. Gene Ontology annotation, biological process: neuron-neuron synaptic transmission; neuromuscular synaptic transmission; clustering of voltage-gated calcium channels. The record is from RefSeq and is a predicted model, not a curated record. Gene Ontology annotation, cellular component: presynaptic membrane.